ACUGCUGUGGGCUCCGGGAAGCCAUUCGGCAGGGGCUGUCGGCCGCGGGGCGGAGGCACUCGCGCGGGGGGUAACUCGGGUCUGGGUUCGGGUGCCGCGCAGCUCUCCCCGGAUUGACUUGGCCUCUACUUCUUGUUAAGAAAAUACAUCUCUUGUUUUAUCAGGUGUGUGUGGUUUCAGCGCAGCAUGGCUGUGGUCAUCCGUUUGCAAGGUCUCCCAAUUGUGGCGGGGACCAUGGACAUUCGCCACUUCUUCUCUGGAUUGACCAUCCCUGAUGGGGGCGUGCAUAUUGUAGGGGGUGAACUGGGUGAGGCUUUCAUCGUUUUUGCCACUGAUGAAGAUGCAAGGCUUGGUAUGAUGCGCACAGGUGGUACAAUUAAAGGGUCAAAAGUAACACUGUUGUUGAGUAGUAAAACGGAAAUGCAGAAUAUGAUUGAACUGAGUCGUAGGCGUUUUGAAACCGCCAACUUAGAUAUACCACCAGCGAAUGCUAGUAGAUCAGGACCGCCACCUAGCUCAGGAAUGAGUGGCAGGGUAAACUUGCCUACAACAGUACCCAACUUUAAUAAUCCUUCACCCAGUGUAGUUACUGCCGCCACUUCUGUUCAUGAAAGCAACAAAAACAUACAGACAUUUUCCACAGCCAACAUAGGAACGGCUCCUCCAAAUAUGGGGGCUUCCUUUGGGAGCCCAACAUUUAGCUCAACCAUUCCAAGCACAGCCUCUCCAAUGAAUACAGUCCCACCGCCACCAAUUCCUCCAAUCCCAGCGAUGCCAUCUUUGCCACCAAUGCCGUCCAUUCCCCCAAUACCAGUUCCUCCUCCAGUACCUACAUUGCCUCCUGUGCCUCCUGUGCCCCCAAUCCCUCCAGUCCCUUCUGUGCCACCCAUGACCCCACUGCCACCCAUGUCGGGCAUGCCACCCUUGAACCCGCCACCUGUGGCACCUCUACCUGCUGGAAUGAAUGGCUCUGGAGCACCUAUGAAUCUGAACAAUAACCUGAACCCUGUGUUUCUGGGCCCAUUGAAUCCUGUUAACCCUAUCCAGAUGAACUCUCAAAGCGGUGUGAAACCACUUCCCAUCAACCCUGAUGAUCUUUAUGUCAGUGUGCAUGGAAUGCCCUUUUCUGCAAUGGAAAAUGAUGUCAGAGAUUUUUUCCAUGGGCUCCGUGUUGAUGCAGUGCAUUUGUUGAAAGAUCAUGUAGGUCGAAAUAAUGGGAAUGGAUUGGUUAAGUUUCUCUCUCCUCAAGAUACAUUUGAAGCUUUGAAACGAAACAGAAUGCUGAUGAUUCAACGCUAUGUGGAAGUUAGUCCUGCCACAGAGAGACAAUGGGUAGCUGCUGGAGGCCAUAUCACUUUUAAGCAAAGUAUAGGACCUUCUGGACAAACCCAUCCCCCUCCUCAGACACUUCCCAGGUCAAAAUCGCCCAGUGGGCAGAAAAGGUCAAGGUCAAGAUCACCACAUGAGGCUGGUUUCUGUGUUUACUUGAAAGGGUUACCAUUUGAAGCGGAAAACAAACAUGUAAUUGAUUUUUUUAAAAAGUUAGAUAUUGUGGAAGAUAGUAUUUAUAUCGCUUAUGGACCCAAUGGGAAAGCAACUGGUGAAGGCUUCGUAGAGUUCAGGAAUGAGGCUGACUAUAAGGCUGCUCUGUGUCGUCAUAAACAAUACAUGGGCAAUCGCUUUAUUCAAGUUCAUCCAAUUACUAAGAAAGGUAUGCUAGAAAAGAUAGAUAUGAUUCGAAAAAGACUGCAGAACUUCAGCUAUGACCAGAGAGAAAUGAUGUUAAAUCCGGAGGGGGAUGUCAGCUCUGCCAAAGUCUGUGCCCACAUUACAAAUAUUCCAUUCAGCAUUACCAAGAUGGAUGUUCUUCAGUUCCUAGAAGGAAUCCCAGUGGAUGAAAAUGCUGUACAUGUUCUUGUUGAUAACAAUGGGCAAGGUCUAGGACAGGCAUUGGUUCAGUUUAAAAAUGAAGAUGAUGCACGUAAGUCUGAACGCUUACACCGUAAAAAACUUAAUGGGAGAGAAGCUUUUGUUCAUGUAGUUACUCUAGAAGAUAUGAGAGAGAUUGAGAAAAAUCCCCCUGCCCAAGGAAAAAAGGGAUUAAAGAUGCCCGUGCCAGGUAAUUCUGCAGUUCCAGGCAUGCCCAGUGCGGGAAUGCCCAGUGCGGGAAUGCCCAAUGUGGGAAUGCCCAGUGCAGGAAUGCCCAGUGCGGGAAUGCCCAGUGCGGGAAUGCCCAGUGCAGGAGUGCCCAGUGCGGGAGUGCCCAGUGCAGGAAUGCCCAGUGCAGGAAUGCCUAGUGCAGGAGGUGAAGAGCAUGCUUUCCUGACUGUAGGAUCUAAGGAGGCCAACAAUGGGCCUCCAUUUAACUUUCCUGGUAAUUUUGGUGGGUCAAAUGCCUUUGGGCCACCACUCCCUCCUCCAGGAUUAGGAGGAGCCUUUGGUGAUGCUAGGCCUGGUAUGCCUUCAGUUGGAAAUAGUGGUUUGCCUGGUCUAGGACUGGAUGUUCCAGGUUUUGGAGGUGGACCAAAUAAUUUAAGUGGGCCAGGAUUUGGAGGGGGCCCUCAGAAUUUUGGAAAUGGCCCUGGUAGCUUAGGUGGCCCCCCUGGCUUUGGAAGCGGCCCUCCUGGUCUUGGAAGUGCUCCUGGGCAUUUGAGUGGGCCACCAGCCUUUGGGCCUGGCCCUGGCCCUGGGCCUGGCCCAAUCCACAUUGGUGGUCCCCCUGGCUUUGGAUCUAGUUCUGGAAAACCAGGGCCAACAGUAAUUAAAGUGCAAAACAUGCCCUUCACUGUGUCUAUUGAUGAGAUUUUAGAUUUCUUUUAUGGCUAUCAGGUGAUCCCAGGCUCAGUGUGUUUAAAAUAUAAUGAAAAAGGUAUGCCCACAGGAGAAGCCAUGGUGGCCUUUGAAUCUCGGGAUGAAGCCACAGCUGCUGUCAUUGACUUAAAUGACAGACCUAUAGGCUCAAGGAAAGUAAAACUUGUAUUAGGGUAGCUGUUCACAUAAAUUCUUUAUAGGGUAGAUCUUCAUAGUGCUGUGAUUAAUGCAUCCAGAUUGUUUUCCUAGUAUUUCCAGGUUAGAACCUGUGGAUUGUUUCAAUUGCAUAUAGAUUGGUUUCCAUAACAUAGAGCAUUGGUUGACUGUUGACAGAAGACUCACUACCAGGAUAAACAUUGCUGUAUGUUACAGUAAAGCUGUUUUGAGAGAACACAAAAAUGAUUUUGGCAUACCAUUAGAGAAACCAUUUGUAAAACUCAAAUGACCACAUAAAGCUUAUCAAGGAGUCUAGAUUGGUUUUGUUUUAUACCAUAUAGGAUGAAGAAAAUAGAAAUGUCAAUAGAGCUCAUUAAGGGUGCUCUUGCCAGCUGCUGAAAAAUAGAAGUUGGCUAUUCUUGGAAUUUGGUUUAAAGCUGGACAGAUUUGCUUUGUUAUAGGGUCAAAGCUUUGUCUAAAGUCCUUAUAUUUUCUUUUAAAAUUGAAUAAAAUCUCUGUAUACAGA
Messenger RNA from Diceros bicornis minor, 3493 nucleotides. Its product is annotated as RNA-binding protein 12. Gene Ontology annotation, cellular component: nucleoplasm; ribonucleoprotein complex; plasma membrane. Gene Ontology annotation, biological process: positive regulation of tumor necrosis factor-mediated signaling pathway; regulation of canonical NF-kappaB signal transduction; cellular response to calcium ion. The record is from RefSeq and is a predicted model, not a curated record. Gene Ontology annotation, molecular function: RNA binding; calcium-dependent phospholipid binding. Bases 187 to 2988 code for a protein of 933 amino acids. The transcript has 3 exons. NCBI's taxonomy places the organism in Eukaryota, Metazoa, Chordata, Mammalia, Perissodactyla, Rhinocerotidae.